This is a messenger RNA of Brenthis ino (lesser marbled fritillary), 603 nucleotides long. The record is from the annotation of a GenBank genome assembly. NCBI's taxonomy places the organism in Eukaryota, Metazoa, Arthropoda, Insecta, Lepidoptera, Nymphalidae.
AUGACGGGCUACGCCCGCGGCGAGGCCGACUUCGCCGCCGCCGACCGCUUCGCACGGGACGCGCGGCCAGCCUCGCUCGCCCCCAAGGAUUACUCGGUGCCUUUACACGUAGACUGCAGUAUCGAAUACGAGCUUCCCGACUGUGCCAAGCCACCGCAGGGCGUCAAGAUCGAGCCGCUGCUCAUGAUCCACCCGUCGCACUUCCGGAGGCUCGAGAGCCUUCGGCGGGUGCCGUUUGUAAACAACCUGCCCAGGAGUGACGUGGCCAGUGCAGCGGGAGCCGCUGCCACGGCCUCCGCGGCCGCCCCGGACGCGCGCUCGCGGGCACGCGCCGUGCGGCGCUGCUGCCGGGCCGCCCCAGCGCCGCCCGCGCCACCACCGCAGCCCGCCCAGGCGCAGCGGGCGCGCGCGCCAGAGGAUGCCCGCCGCUACCGCUUCGAGUACGCGCCGGAAGGCGGUGGCAAGCUGGCCCGCGCGCGCCUCAAGCCGCACCCGUACCUGCCGCCCGAGGCGCUGGACUGUGAUAUAGCGCGCGCCCUGCCGCCCGCCGCGCACUACGAGCGCUUCGACAAACGGGCGCUGCAGCAGCUGCCCAUCUACAUG